Phalacrocorax carbo (great cormorant) is the source of this 4008-nucleotide messenger RNA. NCBI's taxonomy places the organism in Eukaryota, Metazoa, Chordata, Aves, Suliformes, Phalacrocoracidae. The record is from RefSeq and is a predicted model, not a curated record.
CCGCUGGGUUCCCCUGCCCGCCGGCCCCGCCCCCGGGGCGCUCAACCCCGCCCCGGGCCCCGCUGUGACCCGCGGCUGCUUUCCCCCUCCCGCCCAUACGUCCCUGGCGGGGCGGAGCCGAGUCGUUGCUGCUGUUAUGGCGUCUGGGGUGCUGUUGGCGAAGGCUCAGCCGCUGCAGUGCUAAUAGAGAGGGAAGGAGCUGGGUGGCCGGAGGGCCGGGCAUGGAGAGCCUGGCGCAGCCCCCGCCGCUUCCGGGCUCGCUGAAUAGGGGCAGCGGGGGCGCUGCUAGCCAGCUCCUCCUGGAAGAGGCGACGGUAGGCAAGGGCGGCUACAGGGACGGGCUCGCGGCGGCUGAGGAGGGUGGCGGACAGCGCAGCUUUUCUCCUCCGCCGGCCCCCGCUCCCGCCGCGGCCCCUCGGACGGCGUCUCCCUCGCGGGCCGCCGAGGGCGGUGAGGCGGACGGCGCGGCGCUGGCGGCGCCGGCGAGCCCCGGAGCAGCGCCUACCUCGGAGAGUGCUCCCGCGGGGGCAGGCUCGGGAAGCAGCGGGGCUCUCAGCCCCCUGGGGGAGGAGUCCCGGAGCCUGGACUCACUGGAGUCGUUCUCCAACCUGCACUCCUGCUGCCCGAGCAGCUCCGAGCUAAACAGCGACGCCGAGGAGGUGGGGGCGGCGGGGGCCGCUUCGGGGGCCCCGGUCCCGGAGCCCGAAGGGGAUAGGCCCGCGGCGGGCUCCCAGCUCCUCUCCGCUUCCAAGGACCGCUUCCCGGGCCAGUCGGUCUAUCACAUCAAGUGGGUCCGCUGGAAGGAGGAGAACACGCCCGUCAUCACCCAGAACGAGAACGGACCCUGCCCGUUGCUGGCCAUCAUGAACGUGCUGCUGCUGGCUUGGAAGAUUAAGCUUCCACCAAUGAUGGAAAUCAUAACAGCUGAACAGCUGAUGGAAUACUUAGGAGACUAUAUUCUUGAUGCAAAACCAAAAGAGAUAUCUGAAAUUCAGCGUCUAAAUUAUGAGCAGAAUAUGAGUGAUGCAAUGGCAAUUCUACAUAAAUUACAGACGGGCCUGGAUGUCAAUGUGAAGUUUACAGGUGUACGAGUAUUUGAAUACACACCUGAAUGCAUAGUGUUUGAUCUUCUUGACAUCCCCUUGUACCAUGGAUGGUUAGUGGAUCCUCAGGUUGCUGACAUAGUAAAAGCAGUUGGUAACUGCAGUUACAAUCAGCUAGUGGAGAAGAUAAUUUCUUGUAAACAGUCUGACAACAGUGAACUGGUUAGUGAAGGAUUUGUAGCUGAGCAGUUUCUAAAUAAUACAGCUACGCAGCUGACAUACCAUGGACUGUGUGAGUUGACUUCAGCUGUCCAGGAGGGAGAGCUUUGUGUGUUCUUCAGGAACAACCAUUUUAGCACCAUGACCAAAUAUAAGGGUCAGCUUUACCUGCUGGUGACAGACCAGGGCUUUCUUACAGAAGAGAAAGUUGUCUGGGAAAGCUUACACAAUGUGGAUGGUGAUGGCAAUUUCUGUGAUUCUGAAUUCCACCUACGGCCUCCAUCAGACCCUGAAACUGUCUACAGAGGGCAGCAGGAUCAAAUAGAUCAAGAUUAUCUGAUGGCAUUGUCUCUACAACAAGAGCAGCAAAAUCCAGAGAUAAACUGGGAACAGAUUCCAGAAGGAAUCAGUGAUCUAGAGCUAGCAAAGAAGCUCCAGGAAGAGGAGGACAGGAGAGCUUCUCAAUACUAUCAGGAACAAGAACAAGCAGCUGCUCAGGUCCAGCAGGUGCAAGGUGCUGUUUCUCCAGCAAGCGGAAGACAAUCUGGGAGUAAUGAACGCAAACGUAAAGAGCCUCGAGAGAAAGAGAGAGAAAAAGAGAAGAAUAGCUGUGUUCUCUUGUAAUAGAAAAUGGUUUAGUCUGGAGUCAAGCGCGUGUCCUCAGAAGCAAAAAUGAGUAAAAAGGAAGACAAACCUGUUACAUGCCGCCUGUGCCUGAUACCCCAUGGAUUUUGUUCAUGUUUCAAGAGAGGAUGGGUGACUUUGUUACAAUCAUACAGACUUUCUUCGAAGUCAUAGUGCGUGCUGCCCAAGAUGGAAUUCCAAAUCACAGUUGGAUGCGGCUGUGCUUUGAGUUAGUCGUAAGAAAUACCGCACCAUGUAGCUGAACACACAAAUCAUGGCAAGUUUUGUGUCACAGUGACAUCCAUUACUCAUUACAUCAGUUAGUAAGCUAUUUUAUCUUCUACUCUAAACAAAGGAGGUAAUUUGUUUUGUGUAAGACUGUUUUCCUGGAGUCUGCACACUAGCACAGCAGAAUUCUGUAUUACUUACAUGGUAUGAAACUAUAUCUGAGGCUGGGUAUAGUCUUCACGAUACAAGCACCCAAAUACCAGCUGGGUACUGCCUCCUAAAUGUGUCCAGAUUUCUUUGCUUCUGGAUCUGGUAUGUGUGGUUUUUUGAACCCAGAUUUAUACUGUUACUGCUAUCAUUGUACCUCCUGGCCAGCUUUCUUGCCCCAAGAAUAUGUGACUUGAUAGGCAUCAUACAAAAAAAUUGUUGUAGAAAACGGGGCAUUUAUUAAUAAGCAAGAUGAAUAUUGUUUGCUUUUCUUGCUACUACGAACUGGGUAUGACAACUCAGAUGUUUUCAGGGUUAAACAAGUAAUUUUAUAGGUAACUUCUUUUUCGUUUAGUGUUUUUUCUCUUGUAGGUAAACUUGACCAGAUAAGUUAUUAUUUAUUGACCUCUCCAUAUGAUACGUGAAUGAUGAGAAGAAACUACAGUCUACAAUAAUCACUGUUCUAUGUAAGAAUGCAGAGUUAAAAUAACUAUCUGCCUUUUUUCUAGAAGUACCUUGAACUUUAACAUGACAUUAACAUGUCCACUUGUGUAUUUAAGCAAGUCUACUGUAGUUAAAAACAUACAUUUUUUUUUUUGUUUUGUUUUAUAAGCCAUGUAUCCUUAAAAAGCACACUACUGAAGGGUGAGAGGGAAGCUAGGCUGCUCUCUGAGAUUGUUUGGAAAGGUGGUCAGGUGUAAUAUUUUGUUUUUUAAAUCACUAAUUUAGAAUUUUUGGAAACCAGAUUUUUCUAAUUUAUGGGAACCAAAUAAACAUGUUGCAUCUUGUAGUGUUUAUAGAAUACAGAAACAGAAUACUUGCUGACUUUGAGGGAACCAAAAAUCUUCCACCACUUCCAUUAAGUCAAUAACACCUUCUUGCUGAACCUUUUUGAUAAAAAUUUCUACUUAGCAAUUUGUAGAUUCUUGUGAAAAAGGCUGCUUCUCCUGGACAAGUUAGUAUUCAUGGUCUAAGCCUGGGUAAGUGCAUUAGCAGACAAUAAUCUGGGAAAGAUAAGGCAGCCAGGUGGAAUAUGACAUUCCUGGUUUCAGGUGUUUGGAGAAUGUCUGUAAGAGAGAGGGUGUCUAAACACAAGUCCCUCAGUAGAAAGCUGCUUGAAAAUUAUUUCAAGCAGAGUUGCUGCAGCGGUGGGAACCAGUCAUCACACAAACCUGUUACAAACCUAGAAUGAAAAUUAGAUGGAUAAAGGAAGAACAUCUUAUUAACUAAAGGGCCAGUUUGUAUAAUUUUUUUUUCUUCCAUGCCUUUUCCUCUAUUGCUUUUUCCCCUUUUGUUGCAAUUUCCCUUUUAUAAUAAUGAAGUAAUAAAUGGUAGGAGGACUCCAAUACAUGAACUGUAAAUUUAAAAAUGUCUCUAUUCUUUAGGAAAGUCAUGACCAGAAAAGUACCUUUAAUAUUUAAUGUAUGCAGUUCAGAUAAUUUUCUAUGUCAAAGCAAAGGUUGAUGUCUCUUUUUCCUUUGCAGCAGCCUAACUUCUUCAAACACAUUAAUGUGAUGGAGGAUCACCAACAUAAUGACUUACCUACUUUAAGCAGAUCAGAAAAUGUUCCAAUAGUGUCAAUAACAGACUUUAAGCCAGAAUGUUGUUUGAAAACAUUAUAAGAAUUUUCCAAAUUUGUGUAUUUACAUUUAUUUAUUGAGCUUGAAAAAUAAAUAUGUCGAGCUAA